Messenger RNA from Lodderomyces theae, 1290 nucleotides. It is a transcript of the gene RPT5, whose product is annotated as proteasome regulatory particle base subunit. The coding region runs from base 1 to 1290 and encodes 429 amino acids. Lineage: Eukaryota; Fungi; Ascomycota; Pichiomycetes; Serinales; Debaryomycetaceae. The transcript has a single exon. Gene Ontology annotation, molecular function: ATP binding; proteasome-activating activity; ATP hydrolysis activity. Gene Ontology annotation, cellular component: proteasome regulatory particle, base subcomplex. Gene Ontology annotation, biological process: proteasome-mediated ubiquitin-dependent protein catabolic process. The record is from RefSeq and is a predicted model, not a curated record.
AUGGUAACAUUGGAAGAAUUGGAGGCCAAUCAAGGAGAGGACGAUGUUUUCGAUUUGGAAAUUCUACAGUCAUCGACUUCGGAUAUAAUAAAUAGGACCAAAUUGCUAGACAAUGAUAUCAAGGUUAUGAGGUCAGAAUCUCAACGUCUCACGCAUGAGAAGACAAUGAUGUUGGAGAGAAUCAAAGAUAAUCAAGACAAAAUAAACAACAACAAGCAAUUGCCAUAUUUGGUUGGAAACGUUGUUGAGUUAUUGGACCUAGAUGUCGAUAAGGAAGCGAGUGAGCAAGGAGCCAAUGUUGACAUUGAUGCAGCACGGUCAGGGAAAUCAGCAGUUAUCAAGACUUCAACUAGGCAAACUAUAUUCCUUCCAAUGAUUGGUUUGGUUGACCACGAGAAGUUGAAGCCAAAUGAUUUGAUUGGUGUUAACAAAGAUUCAUAUUUGAUUUUAGAUACUUUACCAUCAGAGUACGAUUCAAGAGUGAAGGCAAUGGAGCUAGAUGAGAAACCAACGGAAACUUACUCAAACAUUGGAGGCUUGGACAACCAAAUCGAAGAGUUGAUUGAAGCUGUUGUCUUACCUAUGAAGCAAGCCGAUAAGUUUAAGAAGUUGGGUAUCAAGCCACCCAAAGGUGCUUUGAUGUAUGGUCCGCCAGGUACCGGUAAGACGUUGUUGGCAAGGGCGUGUGCAGCACAGUCGGGUGCCACGUUUUUGAAAUUGGCUGCUCCGCAAUUGGUUCAGAUGUUUAUUGGGGAUGGUGCUAAGUUGGUUCGUGAUGCGUUUGCUUUAGCAAAGGAAAAGGCCCCGACGAUUAUAUUCAUUGAUGAAUUAGAUGCAAUUGGUACCAAAAGAUUUGAUUCAGACAAAAGUGGUGAUAGAGAAGUCCAGCGUACAAUGUUGGAGUUGUUGAAUCAGUUGGAUGGAUUUGGUUCAGAUGAUAGAGUCAAGGUAUUGGCGGCAACAAACAGAGUUGAUACUUUGGAUCCAGCUCUUUUGAGAUCAGGAAGAUUGGACCGUAAAAUUGAGUUUCCAUUGCCAUCAGAGGAAGCAAGAGAAUCGGUGUUGAAAAUACAUGCUAGAAAGUUGCACUGUGAUAAUGAAUCAAUAAAUUGGAGAGAAUUGGCCAGAUCAACGGAUGAAUUCAAUGGCGCUCAAUUGAAAGCUGUUACUGUUGAGGCGGGUAUGAUUGCUUUGAGGAAUGGAAAAUCGAUCAUUCGACACGAAGAUUUUGUCGAAGCAAUCGGUGAAGUGCAAGCAAGAAAGUCCAAAUCGGUGAAUUUUUAUGCUUGA